Messenger RNA from Racocetra persica, 146 nucleotides. The record is from the annotation of a GenBank genome assembly. NCBI's taxonomy places the organism in Eukaryota, Fungi, Glomeromycota, Glomeromycetes, Diversisporales, Gigasporaceae.
CUAACAAGCGUCAAAUCAAAGAGGCAGUUAAAAAGUUGUAUGAUGUUGAUGCUCAAAAAAUUAACACCUUGAUAAGACCUGAUGGAACCAAAAAAGCUUAUGUUCGCCUUACUGCUGAUGUGGAUGCUUUAGAUGUUGCUAAUAAG